UACUACAUGCAUGGUGUGGUUGUCUUAGUCUUAUCUUAAAGCAAAGCAUAAGAACACUAAUAGGGAUUUGGAUAUUUAUCUGAAUUAAGAAAAGUACUCUAUAUAUAUAUACAUGAUGAUGGCUUUGCAUGGAUCAAAAAGGGUUCUGGUGAUUUGUUUUCUUUUAAUUCUUCUUUCAGCCUAUGUAACUUCUUCUCAUCAAUACACUGACCAAAAAACAAAUGAAACCAAAGGAGUUGAUGGUAAUUACAAUCAUCAUGCUAAAGUAUUUUACAAACACACUUGGCCGGGGAUGAAAUUUGGGUGGAGGAUAAUAGUGGGCACCAUAAUUGGAUUUCUAGGAUCAUCAUUUGGGACUGUAGGAGGUGUUGGUGGGGGUGGUAUAUUUGUGCCUAUGCUUACCCUUGUUAUUGGAUUCGAUGCAAAAUCAGCAACAGCAAUAUCCAAAUUCAUGAUUACUGGUGGAGCUGGAGCAACUGUUUUCUACAACUUGAAGAAAAGACACCCAUCUCUUGACUUGCCUGUGAUUGACUAUGAUUUAGCACUUCUUUUCCAACCAAUGUUGAUGCUUGGAAUCAGUCUUGGAGUUGCUUUCAAUGUUAUUUUUCCUGAUUGGAUGAUAACAACUUUGCUAAUCAUAUUUUUCACAGGUAUUUCAGUUAACGCUUUUUUAAAAGGUGUUAACACAUGGAAAAAAGAAACCCUCACUAAGAAGGAAGCUAGGGAAAAUUUACAAUUAAGUGAUGUUAGAAGGACAGAAGAGGGUGCACUUGAUCUUCAAGCAGGGGAGUCAGUCAAUGAAAGUCAAACCAAUACCAAUCUACCAAGAAAAAAUGUUUCUGUUAUGGAAAAUGUUUAUUGGAAGGAACUUGGACUUCUUUUCUCUGUCUGGAUCAUGAUACUUGCAUUACAGAUAGGAAAAAAUUACACAACAACUUGCUCGGUAGCAUAUUGGAUAUUGAAUCUACUUCAGGUACCUAUAACUGUAGGAGUGAGUUCAUAUGAGGCUGUACUUUUAUACAAAGGUAAAAGAGUUAUAGCUUCCAAGGGAGAUCAGCAAACACAAUGGAGUGUGCAACAAUUAAUUCUAUAUUGUGCAUGUGGCAUAGUUGCUGGCAUAAUUGGGGGCUUGCUUGGUCUUGGUGGAGGAUUUAUCUUGGGCCCACUUUUCAUUGGACUAGGAAUCCCUCCUCAGGUGUCAAGUGCUACAUCCACUUUUGCAAUGACAUUUUCUGCAUCUAUGUCUGUGGUGGAAUAUUACCUUCUCAAACGUUUUCCUAUUUCAUAUGCUCUUUACUUUGUAGCCGUAGCAACUGUUGCUGCACUUAUUGGGCAGCAUUUGGUGAGAAAACUUAUUGCCAUAUUAGGGAGAGCAUCAAUCAUCAUUUUCAUCUUAGCCCUCACAGUUUUUGUGAGUGGAAUAUCAUUAGGUGGAACAGGCAUAGCAAAUCUGAUUAAAAGAGUUGAAAACAAGGAGUACAUGGGGUUUGGAAACCUUUGUGAGUAUCGGGUUCGGAAUUAAACUGAUCACUUACCGUAAUUCUAACAAACUUAUAUUCAUAUCAAAUAUAUCUUGCAUAUAUGUUUGAUAUCUAGUAAGUAUAAAGCUAUGUCUUAAAGAAGUGGGUUUGGUUGCAAAUCAAAUUGGUACAUCAUAAUCAUUCAUGAAAAUAACUUUAAUUGUAAUUAUGAUAAAAAUCAAACAUACUUAAUUAUCUAACAUUUGUAAUUGAUUGAUACUAUAAAAAUUCUUUACACUAUUUGUGUAUAUGAAUUAGAUUAUUUUUAUAUUUUGACAAACAAAAUUGUGUAUACUAUAACAUUCCAUUACUGGCUGGCUGCAUAAUGCAUGCUUCUAAAUAAGGGCUGUUUGAAUGUCAAGUAA
Molecule: messenger RNA, 1885 nt
Organism: Cicer arietinum (chickpea)
Lineage: Eukaryota; Viridiplantae; Streptophyta; Magnoliopsida; Fabales; Fabaceae
Product: sulfite exporter TauE/SafE family protein 3-like
Biological process (GO): protein ubiquitination
Cellular component (GO): Cul4A-RING E3 ubiquitin ligase complex; membrane
Source: RefSeq, a predicted model, not a curated record